CUCCUGUACCUCUGCGUCUGAGAAGGAGACGGGGGGUGCCGCCCAGAGAGAGAAGCAGUACCUUGCGCAUCGGGAGUUCGGGGACCGCCGGGACAGGGUCAUCAGUGCUCGCACCUACUUCUACGCAGACGAAACCAAGUGUGACCAGCACAUGGACACGUUCCUGCGCUGUAUCGAGGCCUCGGGUGGCAGCUCCGAGGACAGCUUUUCGGCCAUUAAGCUGACCGCUUUAGGAAGGCCUCAGUUCCUGCUGCAGUUCUCGGAGGUGCUGAUGAAGUGGAGGAAGUUCUUUCACCAGAUGGCUGCAGAGCAGGGCAAGGCGGGGCUGGCUGUGAUGGAGACCAAGCUGGAGGUGAAAAAGCUGCAGGAGACCCUGGCGAACCUUGGGAUUGCGACCAAAGCGGAGAGCCAGCACUGGUUCACAGGCGAGGACCUGGGCGUGUCUGGCACUGUGGACUUGCUGGACUGGAACAGUCUGAUUGACAGCCGAACGAAGCUCUCCAAACUGCUGCUCAUCCCAAACAUGAAGACCGGCCAGUUGGAGCCUCUGCUCUCGCACUUCACCGAAGAGGAGGACCUGCAGAUGAAGCGAAUGCUGCAGAGGAUGGACGUCCUGGCUACAAGAGCCUUGGAGCUGGGAGUGAGGCUGAUGGUGGACGCUGAACAGACCUACUUCCAGCCAGCCAUCAGCCGGCUCACCCUGGAGAUGCAGCGCAAGUUCAACAUGGAGAAGGCUGUUGUAUUUAACACCUUCCAGUGCUACCUGAAGGAGGCAUAUGACAACGUGACAAUGGAUGUGGAGCUCUCUCGCCGCGAGGGCUGGCACUUCGGGGCCAAGCUGGUCAGAGGCGCGUAUAUGGAACAAGAACAGGCCCGAGCUGCCCAAGUCGGCUACGAGGAUCCCCUCAACCCUACGUACGAAAAGACCAACGAGAUGUACCAGAGGUGCCUGGACUACGUUCUUGAGGAGAUCAAGUACAGCCAGAAAAUCAAAGUGAUGGUGGCAUCGCACAACGAGGACACGGUGAUGUUCACCAUUCGCAGAAUGGCAGAGCUUGGCAUUCAUCCCUCUGAGAAAAAGGUGUACUUCGGGCAGCUGCUGGGCAUGUGUGACCAGAUCACCUUCCCUCUGGGGCAAGCAGGUUAUCCAGUCUACAAAUACGUUCCCUAUGGCCCUGUGAACGAAGUGCUGCCGUACCUGUCCAGAAGGGCCCUGGAAAACAGGGGCUUCAUGAAGAGAGCCAAACGCGAGAGGGACCUCCUCUGGAGUGAGUUCAAGAGAAGACUGAUCACUGGCAGCCUCUUCUGUAAUCCAAGCCACUAACCUGCCCUGCCUUGGGCUGGGAUAUGCUGCAGCAAAUGUCCCAGACCGGCAGACCUAGCGGCUUUUUAAUAGAACUGCUGCUGUUUUUCUCCAACUACCCUUUUCCACCACUCUCAGUCCUCCCCGCAGAGGCCUUCUCCCGUGGCGAAGACCUUCUCUAGUGCGUUAAUAUCUGACCUGCACCAGUGACCCUCCAGUAAACAUCUCCGCAGCGGGCCUACGUCACUGUCCCUGCUGUGGGAUGGUUCAGGAGCAGCCGUUUCCUUAAGGACGUCCUUACACCCGUGCAAUUAAAUGUUGUCCUAGGACA
This is a messenger RNA of Trachemys scripta elegans, 1634 nucleotides long. Its product is annotated as proline dehydrogenase 1, mitochondrial-like. Gene Ontology annotation, cellular component: mitochondrion. The record is from RefSeq and is a predicted model, not a curated record. Lineage: Eukaryota; Metazoa; Chordata; Testudines; Emydidae. Gene Ontology annotation, molecular function: proline dehydrogenase activity; FAD binding.